Messenger RNA from Populus nigra (black poplar), 2533 nucleotides. Its product is annotated as F-box protein SKIP16-like. Gene Ontology annotation, molecular function: protein binding. The transcript is spliced from 5 exons. The record is from RefSeq and is a predicted model, not a curated record. The coding region runs from base 113 to 1399 and encodes 428 amino acids. NCBI's taxonomy places the organism in Eukaryota, Viridiplantae, Streptophyta, Magnoliopsida, Malpighiales, Salicaceae.
AUCGGUCUCUUCUCUAUCUGCAGACGACAAACAAACAAAACCAAGAACCUAAAAGCAGAACACAUCUUAAUAAGCAAGAGAAACCUACACAGAAUUUAGAAGACACAGAGACAUGGGUUUGGAUUCAGUGGGAGAUUUAGCUCUCAACAUAAUCUUAACAAAAUUGGGUCCAAAAGAGACAGCAAAAGUAUCAUGUGUUAGCAAGAGGUUCAAGGAUUUAGCCUCUGAGGAAUCUCUCUGGUCAUUAUUUUGCCUUCAAGAUCUAGAUCUAUCUGCCCCUCUUGACCAUCAUGGAAACCCUUUACCCUCUUUUAAGGCAACUUAUAAGUUAUGGAGAGAAGCUUUUUGCAUGUAUCCAUGGUCCCUUGUAAAGCGGGUUAAAAGUUGUUGGGACAGGCUGAAGAGCUGGUUAGCCACAAACUUUCCUGAAGUUAAGGCUACUCUUGGAAGGGGUGCAUCAGAAGGUGAGAUUCAAGAGUUUGAAAGAAUUUUGAAAGUUAAGCUGCCUCUUCCAACAAGACUUCUCUACCGCUUUCAUGAUGGUCAAAACUUAACAGGUGAAAAUUUGAACACUGAUGUGGCUGACUGUCUAUUGGGCCUGAUAGGUGGUUACUGUUUUUAUGAUCACUUGGUUAAUGUCUACUUGUUACCCCUACAUGAGGUGAUCUUGGAAACACGGGAGAUAGUACGCCACCUGGACUUACCCAAUGGAUCACAGUUUAUUGUUGUGGCUGCCUCAUCCUCAGACAUUGGAAAGUUUUUCUUCCUGAACUGUUCUGAUGGCCAACUUUAUGUUGGGACUCGGAAUCUUCUGACAAUUGGAGAAAUGAUCCCAUGUGUACCUCAGGCAUUAAUUAGUCCAGUCCAUGAUUUCAACGUUGACCAACAACAGGAUGCUAUGCUGUUAUGGUUAGAAGAACAUGGCCAUCGCUUGCAGAAUGGCAUGAUCAAACUUCGGGAUGAAGGAAAUAUCAAAAGUAUCUCUCUUUUUCCAGAAGAAUCUCCUCUCUGCUCAACUGCUGUAACCAAUGGUGUAAAGGUUCGCGCUUCUGCUAUUUUUGUGCCAGAGGCUGUUGAUCUGCUAGAUAUCUCUAGAAAAUACUUGUUUGCUUAUUCAAUCCGCAUGUCCCUUCCACCAGAAGGAUGCAUCAUCAAUGGAAUGCGCUUCAGCUCUUGCCAACUGCAUUUGAGGCACUGGGUUAUCAGUGCCAAUGAUACUGUCGUAUCCAAUGUCAAUGCAGAGGCUGUGAUAGGCAAGAAUCUCAGACUUAUCGUUUAUGUUUGCAGUUCCCCCUCUUACUUCCAGGUGAGAGAGAAUUUGUUUAUGAGAGUUGCACACCUCUGCAAUCUCCUACUGGCUCUGUUAAAGGUUCUUUCACAUUUGUCCCUGGCAGAUUGACAGAUCCAAAAGGAGGGCCAUUUGAAGCUGAAGUUGCCCGGUUUCCCCUCCAACUGCCAGACUACAUUUUCUGAUGAUCGUUCACCAGGUUGAAAGUCCUCAAUAAAGAACAAUCGUUUCCUUGUUAAUAAUUGUAACAAAGUCCCGGUGUCUUGGAAAAAACCUUAUUGCGUUUCCUGCCGGGAAAACACAUUUCAUUACACAUCUCCAAAAUCAAAAUCCCAGUUCCAAACCAACAUCCAGAAGCAGAAACUUUAGCUAAAAAGUGUGUCCAUGUCUUCCAAACUUUUGUUUCUGGCAAAUAGAAGAAAUAGAAGACCCAAACUACCAAUGUGGACUCCGCAAGGAAAAAAAAGCUAACUCCAUUUGAGCAACCGUGGCGCAAUAACAAGAGUACUAUAGCAAAAAUAAUCUUAACAAAAAGACUAUUGUAAUCACUGCAAAAAUAAUCUUACUUGCUGCGGCUCCUACAAUGAUGCAUGUUGCCUCGUCGGAAGGAUUUCUGACAGUAAACCCAGGUAAUUGUUCCUAACCUUGCUGAAGAGCUGGCUGAAAAAAAUGAACGUAGUAUUAGAGCUCCUAACAACUUUGAUGUGCCUUCGCAACUAUUUUUUGGCCAAGGUACGUGAGAAGUUGUUGGGUUUUCUAGCACCACAUGCCUUCAUGGUAGUAUUUCUUGAGCUUGCUUUUAAUUGGGGUUAGGGCCUUUUCCUUGAGUUUAUUAUAUCUAAGAGAUCCUUUCGACGGGGAAGCAACAGGCAAAGAGCAUCACUAUGGGAGUCACAUUGAGUAAGAUUAUUGAUGUAGUGUUUGUCAUUGCACUAGAAUUUCUCCAAUGGAGUUUGCUUCUUCUUCCUUGCAGGACCCCCCUAGGUAGCUCGGGCCUUCUGUUUCUUCUAUCAGAAGACAGGGAGACAGUCCAUGGUUUUGGAGUGUUGGUGGUCAUGGUACCAGUAGGAUCUCUUAACAUGAACACAAUAAGAUGGUGAGGGACAUGAAACGACACAACUUUCCUCAUCUUAUGCAAGGUUUAUGUAGGGAAUUUUAUUUUGAUAAAUACUUGUACUCUAAAACUCAGUUGAUGUCUCCCAAGAACUGUGAGCUUUAUGAUCAGUAAAUGUUACUUUAGAAUUC